AUGGCGGAAGCCAUAGCUACAAGUAUGAUCAACACCAUAUUUACUCUAUUAGUGCAUGUACUUAUAUCAUUGCCAGAGUAUUAUGAUGUUGUCACCAAUCCUAUUGAUCUGCUAAAGAUUCAGCAAAAAUUGAAAAUGGAUGAGUAUGAAACGAUUGAUCAGCUGUCAGCAGAUAUAGAACUCAUGGUCAACAAUACUAAAGCUUAUUACACGAAAGAAAAUCAAGAGUAUUUAGAUGCCUGUGAUCUGUGGGAUCUUUACAUUGAAACCAAAAAUGAAAUUCUUGAAGAGAAUGAAGAUUUUGGUGAUGAUCCUUUAGAGAAAGAUGAAGAAAGUCCACCCAGCGAACCAGAGAAACUAGUUUUUCCUGAAGUAGGAGACAGUGAUGAAAGCGAAAAGUCCUCUGCUUGUAGCACUGCUGCAGCUACUGCUUCCACUGAUUCUGCUCAUGUUUCCCAUGGAACUAUUGAAGCAGUGGGUGAAUCGCAUGCAAUGGAAACCACGCAAUCUUUGGAAAGUACUGUGCAUAGGUUUACAGCAGUACAGGAGUUUGAUAAGUCUACUGAUGACAGAAGAAAGGAAACUAGAGAUAAAACUUUGAUGGUGGAAGAUGCAUCAAGCCAUCCUGAACAUGGCGAGAUGGGACAAGAGACUCCCAAGGGGGAAUGCAAAGGAAAAGAAGAGAAAAAAGAAGUAGAGCUCACAAUGGCAAAACUAGAGCAAAAACAGGACGAUAAGCUAGAGAUACCUUAUAAACAAGAGAUUCUCGUGAAGGAGACUCCCACAGAAAAAGCCCAAAGUGAUCAGAGUAGUGUACCUGACACUAAAAUGUCUGGAGAGCAGAGCUCUGGUGUUAUUAAAGAGAAAUCUAUUGUAAAGGAUUCUGAGUCGAGCAGUGGACUCCAGCGUGAAGAUGUUACUAGUUUUAGCUUGGAUAGCAAUGACUCUGAUUAUGCCAUGGACAACCCAGACAGUCUGUAUGAACAACUGUUCACAGCCAUCAUGACACACAAAGACAGUACUGGUAGAUACACAAGUUUACUAUUUCGAAAGUUACCUGCUCGGGCUUCAUAUCCUGAGUACUAUGACUUCAUAAACCAUCCUAUUGAUCUGAAAACGAUUGCUAAGAAAAUCAAGAAUGAUGAAUAUAGUACACUACAAGAUAUGGAAAAAGAUCUAAUGUUGAUGGUGAAAAACGCUAAAACAUUCAAUGAGCCUGGUUCUAAUGUUUAUAAGGAUGCAUGUACGCUGAAAAAAAUAAUAAAUAUAAAAAAGAAUGAGUUUGAUAGAAUUGUCAAAGAUGAUCCACCACUUCCUAAAAUCAGCGAAAGGAUCAAGGCACGUCAGAAUUCCGGACAAAAUACAUUAUCUGCAAUCACGGCAGCGUUACAGAUCUCAUCUGAUGAGGAAGAAGAGUUCCAUCCCAAGGUAACGGAAUGGGAAGAUGGCGAUGAAUCGGGAGCAGAUGGCUUUCUUAUGGAUGUUGGAGAUCCAUUACAUGUGUUAUUUGAUACAGUUGUUAAUCAUAGAAAUGCUAUGGGACAACUCGUAUGUGAGCCAUUCAUGAGAUUACCUAAUAGUAGAGCAUACCCAGACUAUUACAAAGAAAUUGAACAACCGCUAGCAUUGAGUAAGAUUAGAGCUAAACUUAAGUCUGUCAAAUAUGAAAAUCUGACUGAAUUGGAGGAGGAUCUAAACUUAGUUUUCAAUAAUGCCAAAAAGUACAAUUUACCUAACUCGAGGCUCUACAAAGAUGCAGAUAGAUUACAGAAACUAACUGUCAGCAAGAAGAAAGAAUUGGAACAGUUUGAAAUAAAGAAGGAAAAUGAAAGUGUCCAUGAAGAACCAAUUGUGGAGAAGCCAAAGAAGAAGAAAAGCAAUGGAACUCCAUCAGUAAAAGAGGAAAAGAAACAGAAAAAACGAGAAAGUAUGGAUGGAGAGAGCCAGUUGAAAAAAAGAUGUACUCUUUUGUACAAAAUAAUUGAAAAUUAUCAGGAUGCCACUGGUCGUUAUUUAACUGAUCUGUUCAUGGAGAAACCAUCCAGAAAACUGUAUCCCGACUAUUACAAAGUUAUCAGUGAACCUAUUGAUAUGAUAACAAUUGAAAAUAAUAUUCUCAAUGAUAAGUAUACAGCAGAGUAUGGCUUAAUAGCUGACUUCAAAUUAAUGUUUAAUAAUGCAAGACAUUAUAAUGAAGAAGAAUCCCAAGUAUACAGAGAUGCUGACAUAUUGGAAGAAUUAUUGAUGAAUAAAUUAAAAGAAUUUGGACCAUUACCAAUGGAACCAUAUCCAACUCCGAAAGGUAAAUCACUGAAGAAGAUCACUCCAAAGAAGCCAUCAAAAGCACUAACACCACUAGCCCAGAAGUUAAAUGAGCUCUGUGAAACAGUCAACAACUAUAAAAAUUCCAACAAGAGAAUAUUGUCAGCAAUUUUCCAAAGGUUGCCAUCUAAAAUUGAAUACCCAGAAUACUACCAGGUUAUCAAGAAACCUAUUGAUAUGCAGAAAAUCUAUCAGAGGAUCAAUCAGUACGAUACACUGGAUGAUAUGGUGUCUGAUUUUCUUCUCAUGUUUGAUAAUGCUUGUAAAUUUAAUGAACCGGAUUCACAGAUCUACAAGGAUGCACUGACUUUACAAAGAGUACUGAUACAAAAGAAUGCAGAAUUGAUGAGUGAUGAGUUGUCUGGUGUCCCUGAUGUACAAAUGUUAGUCCGUGAAAUCAUGACAAACCUAUAUGUGUCUGUUGUCAAUCACCAAGAUGAAGAAGGUCGGUGUUACAGUGAUUCGCUUGCUGAGAUAUCAAGUGAAAAAGAAGAAGGGUGUGAAAAAAACCCUUUAGAUUUAGACACUGUACGUAGAAAUAUCGAUAAAGGACGUUACCGGAGACUAGAUCGCUUUCAAGAUGAUAUGUUUGAAGUAUUUGAAAGAGCUAGAAGAUUAAGUAGGACUGAUUCACAGGUGUAUGAAGAUUCUGUAGAACUUCAUAAGUUCUUAAUAACUAUCCGAGAUGAGAUCUGUAAGAAUGGAGAACUGCUACUUUCCCCUGCUUUGAGUUACACCCAUAAACACUUGCAAAAUGAUCUAGAAAAAGAGAAGAAAGAAAAACUGCCCAAAGAAAUGAAAGAAGACCAAGAGAAAAUAGAAGAAGAGAAACGCAUUCAGGAAUUAGAAGCUGCAAAACAAGCUGAACAGGAUAGUGGAGCUACUGAGGGUGUUGAUAUAAAAGGACAAACAUAUCGUGUUGGAGAUUUUAUAUAUUUGGAACCACUAGAAAAAAAUCUCAAACCUCACAUCGCAGUGAUAGAAAAACUGUGGACUGAUGAAAAUGAUGAACAGUGGCUGCAUGGUAACUGGUAUUAUAGACCAGAUGAAACCUUUCACUUGGCUACCAGGAAGUUUUUAGAAAAGGAGGUUUUCAAAAGUGACUAUUACAACACUGUAAAAACUAACCGUGUCAUGGGGAAGUGUUACGUCAUGUCUGUUAAAGAUUACUUUAAAUCCAGACCUGAUGGAUUUGCAGAGGAGGAUGUAUAUGCAUGUGAAUCUAGGUACAAUGCUAAAGCCAAGGCUUUUAAAAAAAUCAAGAUCUGGUCAUUACCACAGGGAAGUACUAAGAUUAUAUCUAGAGACGAGACAUUAUCUAAAGUACGAAUAGCGUCAGUAUUUGCUGAUCAUAUAAAUAAACAAGAAGAAUCCAUGGAAACGGAUCAAACUGAUGUACUUGAUAAGGAGCGGGAGAAUGUUGAAGUUGAAGUACCAAACCCAGAUGAUGGUUGUACAUAUUAUGAACAAUUGAAUAUAGAAUCAGGUUUUUAUAAGCUUGGUGAUUGUGUGUACUUGAGAUCUGAUGAAGAUAGGCCAUUUCUAGCAAGGAUGGAUAAAAUGUGGAAAGAUUCAGCUGGUGAUCCCUGGUUCCAUGGCCCAUGGUUUGUACAUCCAUCUGAGACAGAACAUCAACCAACUCGUAUGUUUUAUAAGAAUGAAGUGUUUCUGAGCUCUAUUGAAGAUACCAAUCCCAUGCGUAGCAUUAGUGGGAAAUGCUCUGUGCUAUGCUUUAAAGACUAUCUAAUUAGCCGUCCCACUGAAAUUGCUGAAGAUGAUGUAUAUGUUUGCGAGUCUCGUUACAAUGAAGCUGAAAGACAGAUCAGGAAACUCAAAGGUUUAAAAAAAUUCUCUGUAGCUAAUAAAGUUAUAGAUGAUGAGAUUUACUUCUAUAGGAAACCAAUCACUCCAUUGAAAGAGCCAUCACCACUGUUACAGAAAGCCACACUGGAACAGGCUAGUGAUCAGGCUAAUGAGGAUGUGGACAGCAAAACUGAUGAAACCAUUAUAGCGGCACCAGUUCCCCCUCCACCACCAGUCAUUGAAACACCAGUUAAACCCAAAACCAAGAGAACUGCCAGCGGUUAUAUUUUAUUUGCUAGUGAAAUCCGAUCACAUCUCAAAAAACAGUAUCCGGACCAUUCAUUUGGUGAACUUAGCCGUGUUAUUGGAACAGAGUGGCGUAAUUUACCACCUAAACAAAAGUCGGAGUAUGAAGAGAGAGCAGCACUACAGGCAGCAGCUAAGGAGGAAGCUAGUAAUGAAGGUUUCCAGCAUGCACCUGGAUCUCCGGCUCAGGUACAACCACCGGGAACAAUGGUGGUCUAUGAAUGCUGCUGGGGUGAUUGCGAUUUCCAAUUUGAAGAUUUACAGGAUCUGACAAAUCAUAUCAUUGAGAACUCGGGACAUCUCAGAAUGCUAGGAGAACAACCAGAAUAUCCUUGCUUGUGGAGAGGAUGCCCCAGAAAUAGAAAAGUUAACCAACCCUUCCCAGCAUUGGUGCGACUUAUCAGACAUUGUAAAGAGGUUCAUCUGAGGGUGUCAUCCAAACAUAUCUAUCCACAGCAAAGAAGCAGAAAUUUCUUUUCACGUCUAUCAGUUCGUGGUGGUCUACAGAGUGGAUCGCCAGGCCCUGGUGGACGUCCCAUGACCCCAAGUACUAGUGGUGCUGUGAUGGGCAUUGUGGGACCACCGACUCCUGUUGGAAUGGUUUCACAGCAUGGCGUUGUCAAUAACAUGCAAGGGAUGCAAAGUGGUAUGCAUCCAGGGAUGCAGGGCGGUAUGCAACCUGGUAUGCAACCUGGUAUGCAACCUGGUAUGCAUGGAAUGCAAGGUACAAUGCCAGGAAUGAUGCAAGGACAUCAAGGAAUGCAACAAGUUGGUGCCAUGCAGGGAAUGCCACCUCAUUCUCAGCAGCAAGUAAUGCAACCUGGUAUGUCUCCUAUGGUCAUGGGAAGCCAGGGAAUGCAGAUGCAGCAUGGGAUGCAACCAAUAAACACCACUCAAGGUAUACCUGCAGGUAGGAUGGGCCAACCUAUGAUGCAACCACACCCACAGCAACCUCCACCGCCUAUGAUGUCACCUAGACCAGGUCUUCACCCUCCACCAGCGCCUAGUCCACACAGUGGACCAGCAAGUCCUGCCUUUGAUCAAGGUGGUCAUCCAGUAAGCCAGUCACCAAUGCCACAGGUACAGCCCCCUCAAAUUCCAGUACCACCACCCCAGCCACCUGCUCCGAUGUUUGUACCUGUCCCACCCAAAACACAACGAUUGCUGCAUUCAGAAGCAUAUCUCAGAUAUAUUGAAGGUCUUAACGUUGAAUCCAAGACAAUAACUGACUGGGAUAGGAACAUAUCAGCUCGUAAAGAAGAUACUCCUAUGACACAUCAACAGAAAACUAAAUUACCAGUGCAUUGGUUAGCUAAUGGUCCUGGUUCCCAUGGUGACCCACUCAAAGCUUUGUGGUCUUUGAGAGACCUCAUGUUGAAUGAUUCACUCAGGAUUAAAAGGGGAUAUAAUGUGGACAUAAAGGGAGACAAGGUGUAAUGUUACAAUUUUAUUUAUUUAUUCAUUUCCUGUUAUUGGGACGUUUGGGUUAUCUGGAAUGCAUUUAGUCAUAUGGUGUGGGUUGCCAUGAAAUUCAUUCACUUUUCAUGGAUCAUUUUACCAGUUUUUAUAGAAACUUUGUUGAAUAUUUUGUGUUGUACUUUUUAUUUAAAUAAAUAAAACAAAAAAAAAUCUAAUUUUAUAUUUUACAAUAAAGAAACAUC
Molecule: messenger RNA, 6092 nt
Organism: Saccoglossus kowalevskii
Lineage: Eukaryota; Metazoa; Hemichordata; Enteropneusta; Harrimaniidae
Product: protein polybromo-1-like
Biological process (GO): transcription elongation by RNA polymerase II; chromatin remodeling
Cellular component (GO): SWI/SNF complex; RSC-type complex
Molecular function (GO): chromatin binding; protein binding
Source: RefSeq, a predicted model, not a curated record